Phanerochaete carnosa HHB-10118-sp is the source of this 780-nucleotide messenger RNA. RefSeq lists its product as uncharacterized. The record is from RefSeq and is a predicted model, not a curated record. Bases 481 to 654 code for a protein of 57 amino acids. The transcript is spliced from 4 exons. NCBI's taxonomy places the organism in Eukaryota, Fungi, Basidiomycota, Agaricomycetes, Polyporales, Phanerochaetaceae.
UGCAACGUUGUGCCGAAGCUCAGCCUCCAGUGGCGAGACGCGCAUCCGCAAGCCAAGAAGAGACUCUCGCGCUUCCGUUGCUCCAUUAUGCUCACGACCACAUCUUGGCGUCACCCCUUCUCAGCCCUCAGGAAGCACCGGCUCAGACUCUGUCUAAUUUGCAACUUGUGAAGGUGCACGUCAAUUAAUCGUUGCGGAGCGUCAUGAUGAUCAUUCUAUCGGUGCCCGCAUGAACAUCGGCGACAUGGUCUGGAUGUACUCGACAACCCUGCGCGCAGACGACGCGAAACGCAGGAAAAUCUCUGCACAAUGAACGUCCCAGAGCGGCGCUUAAACCGCCGAGGGCGUUGCAAGUCAAGUCGUAUUUGGUCCACCCUGUAGGCCUUCAGCUGGGAAGAGCGCGACGAGCCACGAAAAUCCAUCGCUACUGGUAUCAGCGUUCACUUUCCUUGGGCGCCCUUCGUGAUGAACUCAGGCGACAUGAAGUCCAAGCAGGGUCGCAAGUCUGCUCGAGUCUAUGAUGCCUACAGCGGCGCUGUCUUCUUUGUGACGAGCGCCACUCCUGAGCUGGCGGGUGCGACAGCGACGGCCGGGCGUCAGCUCUCGCUUCCGGCGCAAACACCAGCGCUUUCCCUACUCCUCGCCAGCAUUUAAACGUCCGCGACCUUCCUAGUUAUCGCUCAUACCAAGCUGGUGUCGAGGCGACAACACUCCGAGGCUGAUCCCCACCUACCUUCAAUAUCUGAAUACCUCCUCCCCUUCGCGCGACAAAGCAUCUCC